UUAGCGGGGGGGCGCAUGCGCAUCACGGCUGCUGACCCUUCCCCUUUGCCGCUUCCCCUUCCCUCCUCCUGGCAACGAGCAACGAUGGCCGCCCGCGUGGGCUGGGUGACCCGGCUACCUAUUUGCGUCCAGGGAAGGGCCCGGUUCCUUGACUCUCUCCACCGGCACCUCAGUUCUCCCAGAACUUCCAUUCUCAAAACGGCAGAGCCGCCCGCGGGCAGCGCGGAGCCAGGCUUGCAAGAAAAUACCGAAAAAAAGACUUUUUCUGAGGUGCAAAAAGAAAGGCGUGAGCAGGCACAAAGGUCCAUUUUAAUAAGCUGCCCCAAGAAAGUCCUAGAGAAAAAGCUUCUUAAGCAUUUGUGUCAGCAUGGAGAAAUCACUAAUCAUUUCUUCUUCGAAAGCUUUGGUCUUCAUGCUGUAAUAGAGUUUUCCAAAAAGGAAAGUAUAGCUUCGCUACAGGAUGCCACUUGUAUCCCUCGUGGAGAAACAGAGUUUCCUAUUCCUUUUAAAUCUCGUUUCUUUCAUUUAAACUUGAAGAAUCCAUCAAACCAAGAUUCAGAUGGGAUGCUUGUGAAGUGUAGUAACCAGUCUAGCCCUUUAAAUGAUGAUCUUAUCCAGACACUUUGUAAUGAAGAAAGUGUAGAAGGCCAAAUAAACACUCUCAUGAGGACGUUACAAAUAACAGAGGAGAACAUUAGGCUUCGAUACCUUACCUGUUCUCUUAUUGAAGAUAUUGCAGCUGCUUAUUUUCCAUCUUGCGCUGUAAAACCAUUUGGCUCAUCAGUAAAUAGCUUUGGGAAACUGGGAUGUGAUUUGGAUAUGUUUUUGGACCUGGAUGACAUUGGGAGAAACACUGCUACAAAGACAGAUGGUCCAUUUUUAAUGGAAUAUCAAGUGAAAAGUGUCCCUUCUGAAAGAUGGGCAACUCAGAAGAUUCUCUCAGUGAUUGGAGAAUGCCUGGAAAAUUUCGGCCCUGCUUGUGUCAGUGUGCAGAGGAUACUACAUGCUCGCUGCCCGUUGGUGAGGUUCUCUCAUCAGGCUUCUGGUUUUCAGUGUGAUUUGACUGCUAAUAAUAGGAUUGCCAUGAAAAGCUCAGAACUGCUGUACAUCUAUGGCACCCUGGAUUCCCGAGUAAGAGCUCUGGCGUUCAGUGUACGAUACUGGGCACGUCAUCAUGGGCUGACAAGUAGUAUUCCUGGUGCCUGGCUAACAAAUUUCUCCCUUACAAUCAUGGUCAUCUUUUUCCUUCAGAAAAGAUCUCCUCCAGUCAUCCCGUCUCUAGACUAUCUAAAAACUCUAGCAGAUGCAAGAGACAAAUGUGUAAUAGAAGGCAAUGACUGUACAUUUGUUAGCAACUUGGACAGAAUUAAACCGUCAGAAAACACAGAAACAUUAGAUGUCCUACUGUGUCAGUUUUUUGAAUAUUUUGGAAAUUUUGCUUUUAAUAAGAAUUCUAUAAAUAUCCGAAAGGGAAAGGAACAAAACAAGCCCGAAUCUUCUCCUAUAUACAUUCAGAAUCCCUUUGAACCCAGCCUUAAUGUCAGCAGAAAUGUUAAUGAAAGUCAGCUGGAAAGAUUUGUACAUCUGGCCAGAGAAAGUGCUUGGAUUUUACAAGAGGACAAAGGUCAAUCUUCAAAAUCAAGUAAUCCUUGGGGGCUGGCAACCCUGCUGCAACCAUCUGUAUUGAAUAAAUCCCAAGUCAAGAAGGUAGUGAGACGACCUGCAAGUGUUGCAAUCAGAAAGUUGUUAGAGUCCAUAAAGUCUGAUUCCACAAAACAUCCCAAAGCUACCAUGGAGAAGAGAACAAUUAGUACCCAGUCGUGAGGUCUAUUUACCUUCUUUUAAGAAUUGAUUACGUCCAAUAAAAGUGUCCUUGAAGUACAGUGGAAAAACUGACCUCAGCCUUCCACAAGUUUCAGCUUUGGUUUAUUCUUUUCAUCUGACCCAGCUCAAUGUACCUGACUUGGAGCAUCCAGACCUAGCUUUAUCUGUCAGCCUUGUGAGGGUGAAGCCAGAUUCUGAUUAUAAAAUGAAACAGUGACAAAAGAGAAAAGAGGUUGGGGAAUAAGAAACUGAAUGGACAAGAGAGGGGCGGUGCUACCUUCUUUUAAUAAAAUCAUAACAUUGACUACAAUGCCACCAGUCUGACUGAUUGGAAAUUAUUUUAAAUUUAAGACUCCUAACCAUGUUCAUGACUGUUUUUACUACACUUAUACAUGGCACCUUAAAUGCAAUAAAGUAUUUAGAAUUUGUUAGAAUUGUUAAAACUUAAUAAAGAAUUGUUCACUUUGAGAAAAUGAUUAAUUACUUAAAAUGAAACAAAACAAGUGGGUACUACUUUCUGCGCUAAAGAUCCACAUUAAGGAAUGAACAAACGGCUGGGGAAUAAAGAGGAUAAUAAAUUAUUCAGCCACUAAUUUAUAAGUAUUCUCAACCCAGAUGCAGUUGUUCUGGGUGAGUUGUUGCUAAUCUUUUUCAAAUUAUGAUACUAUAUUACUUGCUCUCCCUUUUCAGAUUCAAAAAAUAAAACUCACCACUGUAAUGUAUUUUUUCCUGUCUGCUUUUGAGAAGCCUUUUGUAGAAAGUCUUAAGUGUUUUAAAAUGCACUUUCUAGUACAUGUCCUGUAGAAUCACAUUCACUCUUCUUUAAUCUCUCUCUCCUGCAUAUAGCAAUUCCUGAAAUCCAAGGUCUGUCAGCAUUCUGAGUGUAUUGAAAACAUUCUUCCAUUUAAAUUGUGAACAAGAGACUGCUCUACAAGGGAGAGAGCAAAUGCACCCUCACAGAAUUGCUAUGAAGGAAGAAAACAAUCUCACCCCAAUAGAGGCCCACAACAGAGCCAUUAAGCUUCCUAGUUAUCUGUGUAGUUUGAGGACAUUCUACUGGGCUGAUCAUUGUGACUGGAAAUAAUAGGUUUUUUUGAAAGAUGUAUUUGAGUGUAUGUUGCUUUGACCAACAAAUGCUUGUGUUUGACAUGUCCUUAUAUCAUUGAUGUCAACUCCUUGUAGUUCAUUUUGUAGCUAAUAGGAUAACUAACUACUUCUUUUUAAUCUGGCUUUUCUAUUGAGCAAUGUUUGGGAUUUCUCAUGUUAAAAGGGGGGG
Messenger RNA from Dromiciops gliroides (monito del monte), 3100 nucleotides. RefSeq names its product mitochondrial poly(A) polymerase (gene MTPAP). Gene Ontology annotation, molecular function: poly(A) RNA polymerase activity. Gene Ontology annotation, cellular component: mitochondrion. Lineage: Eukaryota; Metazoa; Chordata; Mammalia; Microbiotheria; Microbiotheriidae. The record is from RefSeq and is a predicted model, not a curated record. The coding region runs from base 16 to 1824 and encodes 602 amino acids. The transcript is spliced from 9 exons.